AAUAUACCUGUUUCCUGUUUAUUUUACUCAUUUUUUUUGUUCACUAUUGGUUAAAAGGACAUUCGAAGAAAAAAUACAAUAAAAAUAAAAACUGCAUCUUGAUUGAGGUGCUUAUGAUGGAUUUUAUUUAUUUAUUUAUUUAUUUAUUUUAUAGCAAUAUUUCACACCAAAUCACAGUACAACAAAACAAACAAAGAAAACAAUCAUCCCCUAUUGCACAUUUGGUCUGUCUUUCAUUCUGAGUAAGUGCUGGAGGUUUGUCUGGGUCUUCUACAGGAUAAGUAUAUACCGUAAACAACAUCCCAGAGAGAGACAUUUUGUCUAAUAAAGAUGUUGUGCAAGGCAAUACAGGAUAGUACUGUGUUGCAUUUCUUAUGUGUUUCCACUUGCCUGUAGUCAAGACAUUCACACCACUCUUCAGAAGUAUUAAAUUGCACACCCUGUUUUGCUGUGGGUCCUGUUGAAGCAUGCCUUCUCAGGUGUGUUUGAAACAAGAAAAAGGGUCAUCAGCUAAUGCACACAGUGGAUACAUCAGCCAGUGGAUACACAACUAAUAUUCUCCUAACAUUGAGAAGGAAAUGCACAUUGUAGACAGACGCAGGCCACUUCACCAUGCAGUUUGUAUGGUUGAAGCCAAUGCCACCCAUUUGCCUCUCUCCAGCUUUAGUUUGAUGGACUCCAACUCCCUCUCAUGAGGUGCUUAUGAAUGUAAUUAAUUUCCCCAAUACUAUUGAGCAUGUUCCCUGUAAAGAAAAAAAAAAUUGCACUUGCUCUAAUUAUGACUUGAAAGUAAAUGAUUUUACCAAGAGAUAGAGAAAAGUUUUGAUUCUACUAAGGACGUGUUUGAGAACGUUAGAAUAUAGUGGAAAAAAAAUGUGUAUAAGUCAGAGGUUAGGAUUGGGAAAGAAAUUCAACUCAAUUCAAUUUUAUUUAUAUAGUGCUUUUAACAGUGCUUUUGGCAAUCAAAGCAGCUUCACAAAAUCAGAAUGAGUCAGCAGGUGCAGAGGACAGAGGAGGACAGAGGGGGUCUGAGGGGGUCUGGACCACUGGGAGUACAGGAGCAGCAUGUGUAGCUCCAAAUUAUCAUGAAGUCAAAUCCAGCUGGAGCUGGUCCUUCCCUGGAUGUCAUGUCUAGCGAGAUAAGGAGGCGAACGGAGAUGCAGGGUUAAGUAUUUAUGGUUUUAUUAGCCACUUACAGUUCAUGUAACAGAAAACAAGAGAAAACAGGUGUGACACUGGAUGUCUCAGAAUCCUCCCUGGGUGGACCUCUGUCUACUGAAGCUGGCACAAUCUCCAGAUGCCUUGGGAUUGGUAGAAAAAUAAAGAACAGUUGGAAAGAAUUAGCAUAGUUGCCAUUGAUAUUAGCAGCACUAGAUGAGAGUGCGCAUUUAGAUGUACUGGAGUAUGAGGUUAUGGGAUGAAUUACAUGUAUGCCAAGUUAAAGAGGCGUGUCUUGAGUCUACUUUUAAACUGAUAGACUGUGUCUAAGCCCCGAAGGCUAUUCCAAAGCAUAGAAGCUAAAUAUGAAAAUUCCCUUCCCCCUUUGUAGAUUUAUGGAAACUACCAGAAGUCCAGAGUUUUGUGAUAAUUUGAUAUUUUUGAUAGCGGUGGAGAGCACAAACAGCAGCCCGGUCCUCUCUUUGCUGGCAUAGGUUUAUUUUUAUUUUUUAUUAUUAUUAUUGCUACUGAGUGUUUCUGCAUAUUGUUACCAUAUCAAGGCACUUAGGCAGAGCAAGAUGAACUCCUCAGCGUUAGCGGUGCUGUAUACCAUACCAACUCGGCCAUGAUGUUUUCAUCCCUUCGCAGUGUGAUUGCUAGAUCACCACCGGGAACUCUCGCGGCAGCAAACCGGAGGAGGAGACGCUGUGAGCAGGAGCAGAAGAGAGGCAGGCGUAAAGGCUAGGCUAAAGGCUAAGCCCUUCAAACCACUGCUUCCAUCCAUAUUUCUCUCCAAUGUCCGGUCAAUCCUCUACAAGAUGGAUGAAAUACGAUUUGGGUUGACGACGCGGAGGUUCCUGGUAAAUUGUUGCAGCAUAAUUUUUUACUAAGACCUGGCUGGAUUGCACCAUCCCAGAUGCGGCUAUUGGGCUGACCAGCUUCACCGUGCACCGAGCUAACAGGACAGCAGAUUCGGUGUACAGCAGAAAGCAGGAGACAAAAAUAAAAAGAUCACCACAGAUACAGGGCCUGACCCAGAACCUGCUGUGAAGGAAUUCCAGGAACAGUUCAAAGUAAAUUUGCUGAAAAUUUUGGAGUGUUUAAAUGAUGUGAUGAUAAACCAGGAAAACCGAAUACCAAUCAAUGACAUCCACAUGGAGGUCUACAUCACAGAGGGAGACAGUGACAUCAAUCAAGAACAUGAGGUGAGACAGACUGAGGCAGCGUCCAGGACAACAACACCAGAGGAAACACCAAUCAAAUGCAAUGACAUCCUUAACCCGUUCUCUGAAGAAGAUAAACCCAUUAGAACUGUUUUGACGAAGGGGGUCCCUGGAAUUGGAAAAACAGUCUCUGUGCAGAAGUUCAUUUUGGAUUGGGCUGAAGGGAAAGAAAAUCAGGACAUCCACCUCAUAUUUCCACUUCCUUUCAGAGAGCUGAAUCUGAUGAAGGAGCAGAAACUGAGUCUGAUGGAGCUCCUUCAUGUCUGUUUUAAGGAAACAAAAGUAAUAGAAAUGUCCAUAUUGAAAAAGGUUCUGUUUAUUUUUGAUGGAUUGGAUGAGUGCUGUUUUCCUCUCGAUUUCCAGAACACAAUAAGAGUGUGUGAUGUAACUGAAUCAGUAUCAGUGCCUGUGCUGCUGAUAAACCUGAUCAAAGGGAAUCUGCUUCCCUCUGCUCUCAUCUGGAUCACCGCCCGACCAGCAGCAGCUGAUCAAAUCCCCUCUGAGUGUGUUGAUCGAGUCACACAGGUCCGAGGGUUCAAUGAUGCACAGAAGGAGGAGUACUUCAGGAAGAUGAUCAGUGAUCAGAGCCUGGCCCAUACCAUCAUCACACACCUGAAGUCAUUAAGAAGCCUGUACAUCAUGUGCUCCAUCCCAGUCUUCUGCUGGAUUUCAGCCACUGUUCUAGAGACAAUGUUGGGUAAAGCAAAGAGUGGAGAGAUCCCCAAGACUCUGACUCAAAUGUACACACACUUCCUCAUCAUUCAAAUAAACAUCAUAAGAGAAAACUACUCAGAGAAGCAGGAGAGUGAUAAAGAAAUGCUUCUUAACCUGGGACGACUGGCUUUUCAGCAGUUGAAGAAAGGCAACUUGAUCUUCUAUGAAGAAGACCUGAGAGAGUGUGGCAUUAAUGUGAGAGAAGCAGCAGUGUACUCAGAUGUGUGUACGCAAAUUUUCAGAGAGGAGUUUGGCCUUCACCAGAGUAAAGUGUACUACUUUGUUCAUCUGAGUGUUCAGGAGUAUCUUGCAGCUCUGUAUGUGCACCUGAUGUUCAUGAGGGAAAAGAGAAAUGUUCUUCAACAGCAUCAGUCUUUAGAACUAAAAGAAAUUACAAUCUCAGAUGUCCAUAAGAGUGCUGUAGAUCAGGCAUUGCAGAGUGAGACUGGACAUCUGGACAUUUUCCUUCGCUUUCUUCUGGGUCUUUCACUUGAGCCCAAUCAGGAUCUCUUACAUUUCUUUGUAACACAGAUUAAAUGUAAUUUAGAGAGCAAAGAGGAAACAGUUCAAUACAUUAAAAAUCAGAUCAGUAGAGAUCCUCCUACAGAGAAAUCCAUCAAUCUGUUCCACUGUCUAAAUGAACUGGGUGAUGAUUCUCUAGUAGAGGAAAUCCAACAAUACCUGAAAUCUGGAAAACAAAGUGAACUCACUUCUUCUCAGUGGUCUACUCUGGUGUUUGUGUUACUGACAUCAGCACAUGAACUGGAGGAAUUUGACCUGAGUAAAUAUACGACUCCAGACAACAUAUCAGAUUGGGUUCUUGUGAAGGUGAUGCCUGUGGUCGCAGCAUCUAGAAAAGCAAUUAUCACUUGUGGUACAAUUAAUAGGAGAAGUUGGACAGCUCUUAACUCAGUGCUCAUCUCAAAAACCAUCAGUCUGAGAGAGCUGCAUUUGAGUGUGAGUGCAAUUGAUCUGUCUCAGAAUGAACUAGGAGACUCAGGAGUGAAGCGUCUCUCUGCUGUACUGGAGGAUCCUCACUGUAAAGUAGAAACACUGAGGUUGUUUAAUUGUGGAAUCUCAGCUGAAGGCUGUGCUGCUCUGGCUUCAGCUCUGAAAUCAAACCCCUCACACCUGAGAGAACUGCAACUGUCUAAUAAUAACCUAGGGGAUUCAGGAGUGAAACAUCUCUGUGCUUUACUGGAAAACUCUCACUGUAAACUGGAAAAACUGGGGUUGCAUGACUGUGAUAUCUCAGAUGAAGGCUGUGCUGCUCUGACUUUGGCUUUGAGCUCAAACCCCUCAAACCUCAGAGAACUGGAUCUGUCAUGGAAUAAAAUAGGAGACACAGGAAUGAAUUGCCUCUCUGCUGUCCUGAAAAAUCCUCACUGUAAUCUGGAGACACUGAGGUUAAUGUGCUGUGGUGUCUCAGAUGAAGGCUCUGCUGCACUGGCUUCGGGUUUGAAAUCAAACCCUUUAUACCUGAGACAACUGAAUUUCUCAAAGAAUUGUCUCAGAGACUCAGGAAUAAAGUUCUUUUCUGCUGUACUGGAGAAUCCUCAUUGUAAACUGGAGACACUGAGGUUGUUUCAGUGUGAUCUCACAGGUGAAGGCUGUGCUGCUCUGGCCUCAGCUCUGAUAUUAAACCCCUCACAUAUGAAAGAACUGCAUCUGUCUGAGAAUAAUCUAGGAGACUCAGGAGUGAAGCAUCUCUCUGCUCUACUGGAGAAUACUCACUGUAAGCUAGAGGCAUUGAGGUUGUGUCAGUGUGAUGUCUCAGAUGAAGGCUGUGCUGCUCUGGCUUCAGCUCUGAGAUCAAACCCCUCACACCUGAGAGAACUGGAGCUGGUAAAGAAUAAAAUAGACGUCCCAGGGAGGAAUCUUCUCACUGCUCUACGGGACGAUGAAGGUUACAAACUAAAAGACCUGAGGCUGCAGUGAACUUGUGCGUGUGUGAAGAAGACUCAUGUUCCUGCAUUUCCAUGUUGGGAAUUAUACACAUAGGCUCAUAGGCCAGUUGAUGUGAUUUUUUUCCAAAAAUGGUCAACAUCCUAUGUUCACUAUGAAUACCAUUAAGGAUGAAUAUCACCUUUUCCCCGUCUAUUUAUAUGUUUUUCCAGUGUAAUGGUAUAAUUUUCCCCAUGUAUUUGUAUGCUUUUUAUUUUCAAUAUAAUGGAUUUUCCCCAUGUAUUUGUAUGUUUUUUCCCUUUAAUUUGUAUGUGUUUCAAGUGUAAUGGUAUGUUUUUUUGUAUGUAUUUAAAUUUUAAAACUAUGGAUAAAAAUGCAUGAUAUCCUAUUUUUUAAAGAUACACUUUAUUUCAAAUCUUACACGCAUUGUUCACAUGUGUACUUUAAUUCUUUGCCCAUUUAUGAAAUACUCUUAUUCUUAACAAUUCAUUCACAGUACAUAAGUGUUUUGUGGCUACAUGUUUUUGAAUAUUUGGGAUUUCUAUGUAACCCAUUGCAUUAAGCUGUUAAACAGGACACCUUUAUCUGUUUUGCUGAAGAAUAAGCAAACUGGAAAUAAAUACUUACAGUAACUAUAAAUGACAUUAAACACUUUAUUUACAAA
Molecule: messenger RNA, 5664 nt
Organism: Clarias gariepinus (North African catfish)
Lineage: Eukaryota; Metazoa; Chordata; Actinopteri; Siluriformes; Clariidae
Product: NACHT, LRR and PYD domains-containing protein 12-like
Exons: 10
Coding region: 2271-5033 (920 amino acids)
Molecular function (GO): protein binding
Source: RefSeq, a predicted model, not a curated record